AUUGGCGAACUUAAACGAAUUGUCGAAGAAAGUGAAAUAAUGCGCGAAGACGAUGCGAUGUGGCCACAGCCGGACAGGGUUGGUCGACAGGAACUGGAGAUUCUGUGUGGAGACGAACACAUUUCGUUCACAACAUCUAAAAUCGGCUCUUUGAACGAUGUCAAUAAGAGCAAUGACCCGGAAGGCCUAAAAACAUUCUACUUCUUGGUUCAGGAUCUGAAGUGCCUCGUCUUUUCGCUGAUCGGGUUGCACUUCAAAAUCAAGCCGAUAUAA
Molecule: messenger RNA, 273 nt
Organism: Soboliphyme baturini
Lineage: Eukaryota; Metazoa; Nematoda; Enoplea; Dioctophymatida; Soboliphymatidae
Source: the annotation of a GenBank genome assembly